Messenger RNA from Zootermopsis nevadensis, 5947 nucleotides. The record is from RefSeq and is a predicted model, not a curated record. Lineage: Eukaryota; Metazoa; Arthropoda; Insecta; Blattodea; Termopsidae.
CCUGUCCUCGACGUUGUGCCGUGCUCUGCAUUUUAUUGUGCUGGGUUCGAUUCUCGUACAAAACAGUUCUACUUCUGGCAAUAGCACAGCUUCCUUCCCGAUCUCUCAUUCCAUUCUAAGUCAACUUCGCAGGCGCAUUCAUGAAAUGGAAACACGAUUAAUGGUCCAGCUGAUCAUUUCUGUCAGAAGGUCACAUCUUCGCUGGGCGGGUUUUUUCCUCCGAAACUUGGUGACAACAUGAAGGAGAAAAUGCGUGCAGAAUUAGGGAAGGAAUCGGCGAGCGAGCACUUGAAAGACAAAGAAGGGACGGCGUGUCACUGUGAGUCAUGGGAACGUUGCUCCUCGUUUUCGCAAACAAACAGCUGGAUCGUGUCGCUCGCAAACAAAACAAUUGAGCGAGGUCUGUGCGCAAGUGUUUCACUUGCCCUCUGUGGUCGCCGUGUCGUGUGACGUACGUCGACAGUAAUCAAAGAGUUUUUGUUCCGUGCGUUCUAUCGCCCGUCGCAACUAACCAACUCAGUGGAACGAUGUCUAAUUCAGAAGCCUUGCAUGCAAUCGCUGAAGACAUGCGUCACGUUUAUCGCCGUCCUACAGGCGCGAGCAGCCGGACGUGUGCCUGCCCUCCGCGUCUCUAUUAGCUCGCGCCUUGUUGCACGUCGGCAGAUCGUGGGACCACUGUGAACCCUCACAAGAGAACCUUUGCCUUAUUUCUCCAAAUUUCAGGACGUAAUUCGUGUUCUCUUGUUGUGGUGACGACGAGGAAGAGUCGAAUAUGAGACUUGAAGCUUCCGGGGCGACGUAACUGAACAAAAUCUUCUCGGGCGAUCAGCGAUCAUUCAGGCACAGGUUAUAAAUACACUUGUGUACGAUUUUCUUUUGUUUGCUGUAGAAAGUACCAACAUGGCGGCAGAGGAUAUUUUGAAUGAAAGGUACAAAUGUGUGACUCGCACAAGAGAUCGAACCCCGGGUCCGUUGGCUUGUCGUCGAGAAUAGUAAGACUAUUUGUAGCUAAUAAUAAUAAUUUUAUAUUGACAUAAUUUUACGUCCCAUGUCUUGUAGAAGUGCGUCUUUAAAAUGUUAAAUUUGAGUAAAAAUUUUAAAACCGCAGCGUUGUCGCUACUUUACAGCGAAUAUUUCACAUUAACUUGUGAUCUAGCAAAACGCUUACCUCUCGUGUGUUCUUAAUUGUGUGUAUACGCACGUACUUUCGAAAAACCGGUGCCCCUUUGACCCUACCACCGUCGAAUUAAAGUGACUUUUACUUCUGUGUGCCGUGUAAUUCGAGGGAAACGCAUCGCGUAGCGUGGGUCUACACAAUGGAACAUUAAGCGGACAAUUAGUACGUCACGUAGCCGCCCCCAGUGCUACCUGCGCAGCGAAAGUCAGCCAGUAUGACGUCAUUUCCUGUGGACCCGAAUGAGGAGACCCAGUAAACAACCUACGCGGGAUUCGAACAGGGAAUGCGUGUCUUUCCAGGCAGACUUGGGCGUUCAUGCGACGCAAUAAUUAUGAGUGUGAGUUUGUGUAAUGGAUUAAACUGGCUAAGGGUGUGGUCCAGCGGCUUGCUCGUACAGGACGGAACAUUUCACUCCCUACGCGACUACCAGCUUCUGAAGAACUCCGAUCCAUGGAAUUAAACGCGUGACACACGCGGAGCACGUCCUGCACGUGUCCACCAGAUUGGCGCUCCAAAAUUACCACCUGCGAGGCGGUGGGCAGCGGCGCACUGCCUGAAUGUCAAUCAGCGAUGGCCCCCGAGCUUAUAAAACAGACGAAGGCCACACGGCGCAGGGAGACGUCAGUCGGGACACCAGAUUCAGGCAUUCUUGUCACACAGCGACCGAAAUCGAGACGACGUCGAGCGCCAUUCCAAACGUUGCUGACGCUGCGGCUGUGUUUUCGUCCUGCGGAUGGCGCUGCUUCUCCUGAUCUUCUUUCUGCUCCUGGGCUACGCACACUUCCGUUUCCGCCGCCGCCGCAUGGAGGCGCUGGCUGCCAAGAUCGCGGGCCCCCCGGCGUGGCCGAUCAUAGGGAACGCCUUCGAGUUCCUGGGUAGUACGCACGAUGUCCUGAGCGCCAUUUCUCGCCUCUUGCGUCGCUACCAGACUCCAACCGCGUUCUGGUUCGGGCCCAGGCUCUAUGUGGCCGUGUCUCGCCCUGCAGACAUCGAGGCGGUGCUGACAAGCCCUCACGCCCUGGAGAAAGACCCCGUCUACCGCUUCCUGGAGCCCUGGCUGGGACACGGCCUCUUCACAGCCCCAGUGUCCACGUGGCGAGUGAACCGGAGACUCAUCAUGCCGACUUUCAACCCGCGAAAUCUGGAGCGGUUUGUGGACGUGUUCAGUGCGCAGACGCAGAUAAUGGUUCAUAAGCUGGCCAAGGAAGUCGGCAGAGGUGCCUUUGAUGUGUUCCGCUACGUGAAUCUCUGCUCACUGGACACGAUUUGCGAGACCGCGAUGGGGCUGGGCGUGCGAGCUCAGGACGACAACAAUUCUGAUUACGUGAGGUCUGCUGAGAGGUUGUCCCAGAUUGUGGCCGUCCGCAUCUUCAAGGCCUGGCUGCACCCCGACUGGGUGUUCAACCUCACGUCCCUCGGCAGGGACCACGCGCGCGAGCUGCGGUACGCGAACCACAUGACCGCCACCGUCGUGCAGCGCAGGAGAUUGGAACACAGCCUCAGAUCGGACGACGACGACGACGACGACGACGACGUGAAGGAUGGCGGCGCCUCGCAGAAAGUGUUCCUGGACCUCCUGCUGGAGCAGACCGGGACGAGAAUGAGUGACCAGCAGCUCAAGGACGAGACCACCACGAUGAUAGUCGCGGGAAAUGACACGACCGCUACGAUGACCAGUUUCGCGCUGCUCGUCCUUGCGAUCCAACGGGCCGAGCAGGACAAAGUUUACGAGGAACUACGCAGGAUCUUCGGGGAUUCGAAGCGAGCGGCUACGUCGCGUGACUUGCGUGAAAUGCAGUAUUUGGAGCUCUGCAUCAAAGAGACCAUGAGAAUGUUCCCGGUGGCGCCACUCAUAGGGAGACGCCUGACUGCAGACGUCCAGCUCGAGGAUGCGGUCGUACCUGCCGGAAGCUCAGUCGUGGUAUGUAUCCAGCACCUCCACAUGGACCCGGAGUUCUUCCCGGAUCCGCACAAAUUCAUCCCGGAGCGCUUUCUCCCGGACAACAAACGUCAUCCUUUCAGCUACGUGCCUUUCAGCGCCGGACCCAGAAACUGCGUCGGUCUGCGCUACGCAAUGUUGCUCAUGAAGACAAUGGUGUCCACUGUGUUGCGUCACUACGAGAUCUCAACACCUCUCAAGAUGGCGGAUGUUCAGCUGAAGGUGGAUAUUUUGCUGAAGUCGGUCCGGGGAUACCCCGUCGUGUUGGAGCCGAGAACCGCCCGCAAUGGAUGCUCCUGACUCCGACGUUACCAUGGAUUGAAUAACACAGCAUAACCGCAUUUUGUAAACACCCGUUGCCUCCUCCUCCUCCUCCAGCUCUAAAUUGCAUUGUCCUUGUUCCAUCUUCCAUCGCGGGUCUCGCAGAGUUCGUUUACCCUACACAAAGCACAGCAAAGCUUGAACUACAACGUAUAGACGCCAUGACAUUGUUACGAAUACUUUUUAAGCAAAUGAAUUCGUAGAAUUCACUGUAUGUCUCUGCAAAGCAUGUGGGAAACCCGUUUUUAGUAUAUUUGUCAUGACAAGGGAACCCGUUUAACUGGCCGUCCACAGGAACUACAACGGCCCACAGUUUUAAAACCGAAAUCAAUUGUCGACAUUUCUUGCACUUGUAAUCGACAGAGAAAACUCGAAACCUCGAGCGUAAAGAGCGCUGAACUCGAACUCGAAAUCGAAAUCGAACUGCUAUGGUGAGUGAUCUGCUUUGCGUUAUUCUAAAUAAUAAAAUCAUGCCGUAGUUAUGCAAUUUUAGAAAACAGUCGCGGUCCUAUUCAGUGCUGUUUAUCUGACGGUGAAAUUUCGGAUUUUGUCCCGACACCAUGAAGUAAAUAGGCGCAUGCGAGAAAUUUGUUUCGACGCAGCAUAAUAGUGAGGUUAUGUAUCGUGUACUGUGCCACUGUGAGGUAAUCUUAAAGCUGUACCCAUUAGGACACGAAAGCCUGUUGCCUGUUGUUCAUUCAGUGGUUGUGGAACGAAUGCUUUUAGGAUCGGUCGUUACUCACCGCGAAACCUUGCGCAUGCGCGUAUAUCGAAUUCCUGGUCUAUGGACUGUAGUACAAGCAACUCAUUUCCACCUCUGACGUAAAGGCGAGCGGAUCUUGAAACUUAACUCAAAGCACUGUCUGGUCCCAUAGUCAAGAAUGCAGUUGGGAUGCCUCCACUCGCACGUACUCAAUUGUAACUUGAUAUGCAAAAAGGUAAUUGUACUUUAUCGUGGCCUUCUGUGUAACUAUUUCCCAUUUGAAAUUCCAUUAUUAUUCAAAUGCGUAUAAAGAGAAGAUGUGUUAUGUGAAAGCUAGUAUUAUUUACCGAGCAAUGAUAAAUUUGUGUUUAAAUAGGUUAUGUUAUAUUCGCUACGAGAGUGACCAAGGGCAGUUUGUCAAGCAAUAUUAAUUACUGAUGACUGUCAGAUUGCAAUAAUAUCUCAGGUGACAAGCCAUAUCAAUUGCAGACAAAAGCCAUGCGUGUUGGAGACCAUCUCUGCCUCCAUCCGCAACUGAUAGGACUUGUUGCCAUGAAAGCUUCAAGUCUUACCUAGCAAACUGGAUUGCAAACUACACAAAAGUGUACUUUGUAAGCAUAAUAGAAACAUAUGGAGUGGAGUACCACCCACCAUGAUAAGAACUGUAUUUUUAGAAACUGGUUUUUAAUUAUUUUCCUUUGAGUAUGUUGUAUAAUGUCAGUCAUUUUCGUCUGCUAUAAAUUCUGUGUCAGUGAACAAUAAACAGGAAGAAGAAACUAGAGGAUGGAUGGAGACAGAACGAGAUAUUUCAAUUUAUUUUUGUGUUGUUAUCAUGUUCCAUUUGUAGUGUCUUCGUAUACUGACAGUAAUCGCAUAGACAUUUUUCUUGUUGUUUUAAUAAUACCUCCUCAAAACAAGGAUUUCAUCUAUUUUUAUGCACUGUUUAACUUGAUAGAAAGAAUGUGGAUGUCUUCUAAUUUUAUAUCCAGUUUCAAGGAAGUAUCAUUGACAUUCUAGUAACUCAAAUAAAUAAGUGGAACUGCGUGCAGAGAGUGAGUGUCAUACAGUUCCAUGUCUUGGUGAGGACACAAAGCACGUGGGAGCCAAGGUUGGUUCUUAACUCUCUGCCUUGUGUUGUCAACCAAUGAGGAGCUGUUCUCACUUAUUGCACUGUGGAUUGUGCAGACUUUAUCCACUGGUAAGUCUGAGGUUAAUGGUCAAUUGGCUUUAGCACAUUCUCUACAAAAUGUUACACUUUACAGUGGCACAGGCGACCAAUUGCUUCUUAUUGGGAAGGGCCAUGUUCGUGCCCAGGCAAGUCCAUGUGGAAUUUCAGGUGAACGAAGUGUCAAUGGGACGGGUUUUCCGCUGUUAGUCUCAUUCCAUUGGACUGUGGGCCCACUUUUACCAAGUCAUAGAUUCCUCCCUCUGCAGUAAUAAUAAACACACUUUAUAAUAUUUGAAAGGAACUUGCGGUAGAAACAUUAUUUUAAAAUAUUGCUCACGGUAUAGUUCGAGGAAGUCAGAAUUUAUACCGAGUUCCAGAAUGACAAGCGUCACGAAAUGACCAAUUAAGUUUCUUCAGGCUGUCGGUGGACGGACUGUCAACCCGACAUUUGAUGGGUCUGUUGUCGUAUCCCAUAUCUUUGCUUCUUGAAUUUCCUGUGUUGCCGUUUUAAUACGUGAUCUGAGGCAAAUCGGUAGCCUUAAUAAUAUGAAAUCAAAAUCUGCGUAUGCAAAGCUCUGUUCAUAAUAGUAUAUUCUAGUAGUGUAUUUUAAAGAAAAUAUAUUACCAAAUUCUACAGUG